This is a messenger RNA of Saccharomycopsis crataegensis, 375 nucleotides long. RefSeq lists its product as uncharacterized. The transcript has a single exon. The record is from RefSeq and is a predicted model, not a curated record. The coding region runs from base 1 to 375 and encodes 124 amino acids. Lineage: Eukaryota; Fungi; Ascomycota; Saccharomycetes; Ascoideales; Saccharomycopsidaceae.
AUGCCUACUGUCCAAGAUCUUCCUCCAAUUGGCGGGUACGAACCAAUCCAAUGGAAGCGUCACUUGCCUUCCAGAGGUUUCAGACCAAAGGUGUGGUUUGGUCUUUUAUUGGGGAUCUGUAGUUACGGUUUCUACAAGACCAUCCAAUCCAUCCAAGAAAGAAGAGAAUUACAAAGAGAAAAAGUCUGGGCCAGAAUUCACUUGAUGCCAUUAUUGCAAGCUGAAACUGACAGAGACCUUGUGAGAAGACAUUACAGUGACAAAGCCAUCGAAUCUAAGAUCAUGGCCAACGUUCCAGGUUGGGAUGUCAAUGAAAACGUUUACAAUGACGGCAGAUUCAGAUCUCCUACAUUCUCUUUUGCUGAUGACAAAUAA